Molecule: messenger RNA, 1811 nt
Organism: Musa acuminata subsp. malaccensis (wild Malaysian banana)
Lineage: Eukaryota; Viridiplantae; Streptophyta; Magnoliopsida; Zingiberales; Musaceae
Biological process (GO): CENP-A containing chromatin assembly; DNA replication-dependent chromatin assembly
Cellular component (GO): nucleoplasm
Molecular function (GO): histone binding
Source: RefSeq, a predicted model, not a curated record
GCCUCGCUCCUCUCCUCAGUCACGCAACGCGUUCCUCUUUCUCCGCCAUGGCUUCUCCGGACCAAACCCACUCCGUCGAAGAAGCCCUAGCGCAAGAUCCCGUUCCCUCCGAGGCCAUGGCCCCCGAGGAGGCGGCCGCGGUCAAGGACCUUGACUGCAGUGGCGGUUCCUCGAGUGCUCCCGAAGAAGAGGGGCCCGAGAAAACCCUAGUUCACGCGGACGAGCUGUUCGAGAAGGGGUCCAAGGCGAUAGAGGACGGGGACUUCGUGGAGGCCGUGGAUUGCCUCAGCCGCGCCUUGGAAAUCAGGGUUUCACAUUUUGGUGAACUUGCUCAAGAAUGUGCUAGCUCAUAUUAUAAGUAUGGUUGUGCACUACUGUAUAAGGCUCAAGAAGAAGCUGAACCACUGGGUAACUUCCCUAAGGGCCCACCAACAAGUGUAGAAAAAGCCAAAACUUCUAGUUGCACAGAAGAGAGUGGAAGUUCAUCAAAGGCUUCUGUUGACAAUUCUAAAGAAACACCAGUUGGGAAAGAAGUACCUGACGGAGAAGGUGUAGGUGAUGAGGAUUAUACAAAUGAUGAAGUUGAUGAUGAAAGUGGAGAUGAUGAUGAGGAUACGGCUGAAGCAGAUGAAGAUGAAUCUGAUUUGGAUCUUGCCUGGAAAAUGCUAGAUGUUGCAAGGGCAAUUGUUGAGAAGAGCUCUGGAAAUACCAUGGAGAAGGUGAAUAUCUUGGCUGCUCUAGCUGAAGUUUCCAUGGAAAGAGAGGACAUUGAGACUUCGUUAAAUGACUAUUUGAGAGCUCUAUCCAUAUUGGAACACCUGGUUGAGUUUGACAAUCGCCGGAUUGUUGAAUUAAACUUCAGGAUAAGUUUAGUCUUGGAAUUGGGAUCUAGAAUUAAAGAUGCCAUACCUUACUGUGAAAAGGCGAUAUCACUUUGCAAGUCUCGUUUACAAAGACUCAAGGAAAAUACAACAAGCUUGACAACUCCAGCCGAAGCUGUCGGGAAUUCUGUGUCUGGCUCAGAGAAAAGUGACAAUCUAACUGCUGAAGAUGCUAGGUCUUCUACAACAAGCUUGACAACUCCAGCUGAAGCUGUCGGGAAUUCUGUGUCUGGCUCAGAGAAAAGUGACAAUCUAACUGCUGAAGAUGCUAGGUUUUCAUCUAAUUUUGUGGAAGAGAUAGAACUAUUCAGUUCGAUAUUAAUUGAGCUUGAAAAGAAGCUGGAAGACCUGCAACAAAUAUUGACAAAUCCAAGAUCUGUUGUGUCUGAAGUCAUGAAGUUGAUAGCUUCUAAGCAGCCUUAUGAUGAAAAGAAUGCACCAAGUGCAUCCAGAGCUUCAUCUUUGAAUUCUUUGCAGAUGGGAGCCACAAAUGGUGGUUUUGAUUCUCCAACUAUUUCUACUGCUGCAUCAAAUGGUGGUGUGAUGGACCUAGGCGUCGUAGGCAGAGGCAUAAAGCGAGCUACUAUAAAGCCAAUUGAUGCUGAACCUUCUCAAAAGAAACCCAUGUUGGAUAAGACCACAGAGAGCUGAUCGUGGCAGCAUUUCUGUUGCUCAAGAUGUGGGGCUCUUGGCUCCACUCCUUGAGAUGCCCAAGUUAAAGUAGUGGUGGUAUGCACUUCACUUUUUGCCCUUUAUAUUUCAAGCUGGUCAGUGUGUUGUUUUCAUUGGUGUAGUCUAAGCUAAUGGGAUAUUUGAUACCAUGAUCAGUAUAGAUGUCUAAUGGAACUGUUUGUGAUAUUUAAAUGUGUGCAAAAUUUCUAGUGUAGUUAAUCCUGCAUUGAGCUUUGCAAAAUAUUGGACUCAAAUCCA